Messenger RNA from Acinonyx jubatus (cheetah), 4354 nucleotides. It is a transcript of the gene MSS51, whose product is annotated as MSS51 mitochondrial translational activator. Bases 2312 to 3694 code for a protein of 460 amino acids. The record is from RefSeq and is a predicted model, not a curated record. Lineage: Eukaryota; Metazoa; Chordata; Mammalia; Carnivora; Felidae. The transcript has 7 exons.
GGCUUUUUAAAAAAUGUAACUCAUGGGGUACUGGGUAUCUCAGUCAGUUAAGCCUCUGACUUUGGCUCAGAUCAAAAUGUCAUGGUUUGUGAGUUUGAGCUACGCAUUGGGCUCUGUGCUGACAGUGUGGAGCCUGCUUGUGAUUCUCUCUCCUUCCCUCUGUCUCUGCCUUUCCCUCCACUUUCUUUCUAUCAUAAAAUAAAAAUAAAUAAAAAAAUAAAUGUAAUUCAUGAUGAAAGCAAACUGAAAAGUUCAGAUCUUUCUAAAUUGUAAAUUUAAAUGUCUGCCAGAGCUAGUAGCUAUGAUGGUAAAAUAUAAAUUAAUAUUCAAUAUCAGUUUUUUCUUUAUUUUAUAUUCCUUUAUAGUCAAAGAUGACACUCCUGAGUUAGAAAAGACCAUCUCUCAGGGUGCCUGGGUGGCUUGGUUAAGCGUCCAACUUUGGCUCAGGUCAUGAUCUCAUGUUUUGUGAGUUCGAGCCCCACGUGGGACUCUGUUGCUGACAGCUCAGAGCCUGGAACCUGCCUCGGAUUCUGUAUCUCCCUCUCUCUCUGCUCACACUCUGUCUCUGUCUCUGUCUCUGUCUCUCUCUCUCUCUCUCUCUCUCUCUCUCUCAAAAAUAAAUAAACAUUAAAAAAAUUAAAAGAAAAGACCACUCUCACUUCUUGUGCCUUCUGUUGUUCAGCUAAUAUUAACAGAACUCAUAACCUUUAAAUGUUCUGCCAGUUGAUUUGAAAUAGACCUGAAACAUUUGCUUAAAACGAAUUGCUCCCAUUUUACUCAGGAUUUUUGCCUAUUGCAACUGAUUUUCUUUUGUCCACGGCUGUUCUGAAUAAUGUCAUGUAAAUGCAUCCUUAACACUUUUCUUCCACCUUAUCUGCUUUCAGUUUGCUUCCUAUAGUCUGGAGUUCCUUAAGAAUCCAUUUUCAGGGUGUCUGGGUGGCUCAGUCGGUGGAGCGUCCAGCUCGGCUCUGGUCAUGAUCUCAUGGAUCGUGGGUUCAAGCCCCACAUCGGGCUCUGUGCUAACAGUUCAGAGCCUGGAGCCUGCUUCAGAUUCUGUCUCCCUGGUCUCUCUCUGCCCUUCCCCUACUUGUGCUGUCUCUCAAAAAUAAACAAAAAAAAAAUUUUUUUUUUUUAAGGAAUCCAUUCUCUGCAUCUGUUCAUGUAUAGAUUUUUGAUUUACCACAUUCCAGGACCUCCCUGCAAGUUGUUCUGUUCCCCAGUUUGAUGAUCACAGAGGCAGGUAAGUGACAUAUAGCUGGGGCCAGAUGUAAGCAGAAAGUUAGGUCUUGCAGUCAUAUAGGACCAUUGUCCUAAUAACUUACGAUAGACUCUGGAGCUUGGUAAGUGAAAAGGAGCUAGGAAUGUAUAAUUAAAUCCCUUGGAUCAGUAUUCAUUAUAGGAAGAAAUGAGAAGAUGUUUGAAUUGAUUCUUUUAUAUUUUCUGUUCCUAGAAGUAGAAUGCAUUUUUAGUAAUAUUUUGAUUUUGCUUAUUUUAUUCCUCUUCUUAUUCACUCUUUUGAAAUAAAUGGAGUGUGCCCGAUGUGACAUUCACUCAGAAAGUACCUUGCUUUCCUUUCAGAGAAAGUGAAUUUUACAAAUUAAUUUUGUUUCCCCUACAAUUGAUUUUCUUCUAUACCAUUAAAAGACCAUUUCUAUUCUUCUUUCUUGGGUAUUACAUUUGUACUUAAUAUACAAAUUAAUUAUAUUAAUCAUUGUGUUUGAGCAGUGUUGUUAGGCUAAAAGGGACUUUGGGCUUGGGGUAACUCUUCCUGGGUCUGGAUUAACAUCCAGAACUCCAGGAGUUCCCACUGCUCUGAGCUAGUGCCUCCCUUUCCAACCAACUAAUGACUUCUGAACUAAUCCUAGGUGUUUUUUGUUUGUUAUUGUUUGUUUGUUUUUCUGCCACUGUGGACUAAGAGCAUAAAUGCUGCCUUAGUAAGAGAGGUUAAAGAAGUAAUAGGUUUCAUCUUUCCUUAGCCUGACUGGCCUUUGGUGAGUUUGGGUGUGUUGACAGAAUAAAUACUGAGCCAUCUUGGCAGACAAGGAAGGUCAGAAAGAGAGAAGGCCAUGGGCAGGGGGCCAGCUCCCUCCUUGCCUCGUUAGGGAGAAUUCAGCGUUGUCUGUCUGGUUGGCAGGGUAUACCUAAUCACAGAGACGCAGCAUUUCAGCAGUUUGCAAAGGAAAGUGAUACGAAGGGACAGCUGCAAGUCAGCCACAGCUUAGAUCUGAGGAGAUCAAGCAUUCGCUUCACUUGGAAGAAAGAAGGAAGGAAGCCUAGGGCUUAGCAGGUCCCCAGGUAUCAGUGGACAGCCAUGGCUCCAAGAUCUCGGAAGCAAAGGCACAAGAAACCCCCUUCAUCAGUGGCUCCCAUGGUUGUGACCCCAUCCACAGUUGUGACCCCUGUGCCUCUGACCCUCUCAAAACCUGACCCUAGCAUUGAUGCGCUUGGCUUCUUCUCCUUGGAAAAUAAUGUUCCUGGCCUAUCUCAGCUAAUCCUUCAAAAGCUAAGCAUGAAAAGCUAUGAAGAAUACAAGUUGGUGCUAGAUGGGGGUGCUUCUGUAUCAGGCUUUGGAUUUCGAUGCCCUCAAGAAAUGUUCCAGAAGAUGGAGGACACAUUCCGAUUCUGUGCUCACUGUAGAGCUCUCCCUAGUGGUCUUUCAGACUCCAAGGUCUUACGGCAGUGCAAAAGGUGCAGAAAUGUCUAUUACUGUGGUCCAGAGUGCCAGAGGUCAGACUGGCCAGCACACAGGAAGGUUUGUCAAGAGCUGCGUCUUGUAGCUGUGGACCGUCUCAUGGAAUGGCUCCUAGUCACAGGUGCUUUUGUCCUACCUUCAGGGCCUUGGCCAUGCCUGGCUGAAGCUGUACAGGGCUGGGAUACCUGGUUUUCUAUGCGGCAUUUACAGCUAGAUGCUACACUGGAUGCUGUGCUAGGUAGUCAUGCCAUGACCACCCUGUGGGCCAGCGUAGGACGGCCAAGGCCAGACCCAGAUGUCUUGCAGGGCUCUUUGAAGCGGCUGCUGACAGAUGCCCUCUCACGACCCUUGACACUGGGCCUUGGGCUUCGGGCUUUGGGGAUAAAUGUUGGGAAGAUUGGGGGAAGCACAGUGCAUGUGGUUGGUGCUUCCCAUGUGGAGACAUUCCUCACUCGCCCUGAGGACUAUGAUGAGCUUGGCUACAUGUUUCCUGGACACCUUGGCCUCCGUGUGAUCAUGGUGGGUAUAGACGUAUCUGCUGGCUUUACACAGAACCCCUCAACUCCCAUCCUGGAACCUGGCACAGUUCAGCUUAGUGGCCAUAGAGGCCUCUAUCAUGACUUCUGGGAGGAGGAGGUAGAGACUGGGCGGAUAGCCCAUCCAGAUUUGGUGGUGACAUUCCAUCCAGGUUUCCAUGCUUCCCCAGACUUAAUGGAGGCUUGGCUGCCCACCCUCUUGCUACUUCGUGAUUAUGAGAUCCCUACAUUGAUCACUGUUUACAGCCAUCAGGAAUUGGCAGCCUCAUUACAGAUUCUGGUGGACUUGGAUACAAACAUCACCGCCUAUGGAGCUAACCCUUUUGCAUCCCUCAAACCUGAACAGGUCUAUUCCAACCCCAACAAGCAGCCAGUAUACUGCAAUGCCUAUUAUAUCAUCUUUCUUGGAAGUUCCUGCCAGUUGGAUAGGAGGCAACUGGAAGAAAAAGUAGAUGGUGGAGUUUAAAUAGCUGACCCAGAUCCUGACUGGAUUUCUAGAAAAUGGGGAGGUUGUAAUGAAAUUACUCUGCUGAUGUCAGGUUGUUGCUGACUUUGAAAUCUACUAUGUCCUAAACCUCAUUCACUUAUCCAGGUAAAGAUUCUCAGCUGAAUGGGAGUUCUGUGUGAUGUGACUCAUUUCUAAGAGGUUAGCCAUAAAUAGCUUCUAGAGACAGGAUUCUAGAUUUAAUACAUGGCAAGAGGCCCUGGUAUGUCUUUCCAGCCUAGAAUUCCUAAUAGUUCCCUUUGUGAGAAAGUUUUACCUUGAAUCAGAUGGUGUAAAGGAGAAGAAUGACACCUCAUUCUUUUGGAAAAGACUUUCUUGUUACCCAGAAAUCUUGGCUAAAAAAUGGAGAGGUGUUAACGACUUGAAGUGGUACACGAAUGGGCAAGUCAGAGAAGCGGUUGGGAACGUGGGAGAAGUUGUGAGGAUUGGUAUGUUGUUCGAUUUCCUGGCUUUUUCUAGAUAAAUAUCUUAUUUUCUUCUUUUCUAUUGGGCUCUUCUCACCCUAGAGUAGCUUUUUGCUUGGUGUUAUAUUUAAAUAUCCCAGGGUAUGUCAGGCUUUAGUUGAAUGUACUGGAGUUGUUAUUACCUAGUCUAUACCAUAAUAAACUCAGUUUGGGGCUU